Messenger RNA from Gadus morhua (Atlantic cod), 1548 nucleotides. RefSeq names its product CD81 antigen. The transcript is spliced from 8 exons. The record is from RefSeq and is a predicted model, not a curated record. Bases 163 to 876 code for a protein of 237 amino acids. NCBI's taxonomy places the organism in Eukaryota, Metazoa, Chordata, Actinopteri, Gadiformes, Gadidae. Gene Ontology annotation, cellular component: plasma membrane.
GUCUCGGCUUUCAUCUCCCAGUGAGGAGGAGUUAGCCUGGCAGCGUCUGGAACCUCAGGCUGAAUAAAGUGUCCCCUCUAGUCAGUGACUCCUGCAGUGGUCCCGGCAGCUCAGUGGAGGUACAAACCGUUCUCAAAUCCAGAAGAAUCCACUAUUGACACAAUGGUCGUGGCAGGCUGUACCCGGUGCAUCAAAUACAUGCUAUUCUUCUUUAAUUUUGUUUUUUGGCUGGCUGGAGGGGUCAUCCUAGCUGUGGCGUUGUGGCUUCGCCAUGACAGUAAAACCAGUAACCUGCUAAUCCAGCAGUUUGAAGGUCACCAGGCCCCCAGCACCUUCUACAUCAGCGUGUACAUCCUGAUCGCUGUGGGGGCGGUGAUGAUGUUUGUCGGCUUCCUUGGUUGCUAUGGUGCCAUCCAGGAAUCUCAGUGUCUCCUCGGUACGUUCUUCUUCUUCUUGAUAAUGCUGUUUGCUUGUGAAGUGGCUGCUGGGAUCUGGGGCUUUAUGAACCGGGACACAAUCUCCAAAGAAAUGAUCAACUUCUACGACUCUGCGUACAUCAAGGCGGUGGACAUCACGGGCAGCCCCAACAAAGACUCCGCCAUCAAAGUGCUCCACGUGUUCCACUCCACGCUGGAGUGCUGUGGUAAGGGAGACGAUGGACCCCUCUUCAAACAGGUCACAGGCACCCUGUGUCCAAAGCUGACCGCCAAGGACUUGCUCGAAUCACAGAGCUGCCAUGUGAAGCUGAUCGACCUGUUCUCGGAGAAGCUCUACCUCAUCGGCCUGGCGGCACUUGCGGUUGCCUGCAUCAUGAUCUUCGAGAUGAUCUUCACGAUGGUGCUGUGCUGUGGGAUCCGGAACAGCCCGCCUUACUAGGAGAGCGAGGAGGGCGGGGGGGAGCUGUGCGUGAAGGGAUGGCUCUUCUUCCCUCAUUCAGAACGUUGGAGCAGAAUCAGGAUAUACCAGCGCUUAUAAUGUUGUUGAUAUUAUCUCAAUCAAAUGACGUACAAUCCCACCCCCCAUUGUGAUAUUAUUUAUGUGUAUUUUUUUUCAUCACAAUUCUUGUUCUUUUUUUUUCGACAGGGGUGUAUCUAUACAGUAUCUAUUUUUGUUUCUAUUUUUCCUUGGCGAUUAAUAUGUUGAAGUGAAUGAUUAAAUAACUAAAUAAUAAAAGGAUAAUAGUAAUAUUUUGUUGUUUAUUUUCACUGCAGUUUUCCUUAUGUAAAUCUUAAGUAGUAGUUGUGCAGUGUGUGUUGCGUUACUAUUUCGUUUUUCUGAGAGACAUUUAGGCAGUGUUUAUAAUCUGUGUUGUAGGAUUUUUAAUAGAUUGAAUUUAUUUUGUGUGUCCUAUAAUCUUAUUCCCCAGUACCCUUUUUCUCCAUUUUACCUAUUGUACAACAAUCUGUUUAAAACCCGCUAGGCCUAAAACAUUAAGUAUUUUCUCUUGUACAUUUUCAGCUUUUUUUUCUUUGGGACAGAUUGCUCAAUGUAUUGUUGUACUGAUGAAUUAACAAAGUUUAAUAAGGAAUAAACUGUUCCAAAAACGUU